Molecule: messenger RNA, 559 nt
Organism: Aspergillus aculeatinus CBS 121060
Lineage: Eukaryota; Fungi; Ascomycota; Eurotiomycetes; Eurotiales; Aspergillaceae
Exons: 3
Coding region: 71-493 (140 amino acids)
Source: RefSeq, a predicted model, not a curated record
CAUCUAUACCGCAAACCAAUCCUCGACAAAGUCCCCGUUCGCACAUCAACUAUUCGAUAGAUCAGUCAAUAUGGGCUGGCUCGGUACCCUUGGACCUGUGUACGGCGACCACGCAAGUGACAAACCCGACAACACCAUCCCAGUUCUCAACAACGACAACGGGGACAUCAAUGCCGGGUACGGUGGAAAAUUCGUCUGGCUAGUCGCCCAGUACCACGCGGAGCGAGGCACGGGGAUCUCCGACAUCCGGGUCGUCUUCUCCGACCACGCACGCGAGGGGGCCUUGGACCUGGCCAAGGGAGCGGGCGGGCUGUAUCGGUACUUGGAGUUUCGCUAUGGCGGCGAGGGCGAGCGGCAUGUGAGGCAGGUGGUGCUUGCGCGGCGGAGCGAGCCCAUGAAUGCGGCCACGGCGCAGAGGCUGGGCUUCCAGGGCUUCAGCGACAAUAUCGACCACGGUCGCGGGUCGUUCAUAUACUUGCUGUGGAAUUAUUGAUCCGUACUGGUGCUGAGCGGUUGCGGGAUUGGUGAUCGGAGGCAACGCCUUGUUGUUCGACUAGUG